Messenger RNA from Cladophialophora yegresii CBS 114405, 2226 nucleotides. RefSeq lists its product as uncharacterized. Bases 1 to 2226 code for a protein of 741 amino acids. Gene Ontology annotation, molecular function: GTPase regulator activity. Gene Ontology annotation, cellular component: cytoplasm; nucleus. NCBI's taxonomy places the organism in Eukaryota, Fungi, Ascomycota, Eurotiomycetes, Chaetothyriales, Herpotrichiellaceae. The transcript has a single exon. The record is from RefSeq and is a predicted model, not a curated record.
AUGGACAUCUUUCUGGGAAAGGUCACCCAGCAGGCCAUGAACUAUGCCAUCCGCUCGGGAGUCACGAUAACAGCAUCCUACGCCCUGCGACAGUCAAGCAAGCUACUGAGCAGCACGCCUAAAAGCAACAUCCGAGACGAACUCUACAGGCUCCAACAGAAACUCCAGCACAAAAUCCGGAUCGUCUCACCAGCAAUUGACCUGAUUGAACUGAUCGCCGCUCGCGGAAAUACCUCUUUGGAAUCAGCUGUCGCCUUGGUAAAGGAAUUGCGUCUCGAGAUCCAGUCGCUUGGUCAGCGCUUCGCCAAAGCCGCGGAAGCCUCCGAGCAAAUAAACAGAAAGUCGAGCAAAUGGAGUAGUCAAGCCAGAGCCCAGAAUGAGGCAGACUUGAGCCUCAUCAUUAGGGACAUCAGGGCUCUACUGGACAGGAUUGAAGACGCGGUCCCUCUGAUCAACCUUGCCAUCACCACCUCAGGUGCAAGCCUUUCGACACAAUUACCGCAGACAGUCUCGCCCUCUCGACUUCUCCAGGCAAGCACCUUCCUCACAGCAGGCGAUACGCAAUACUCCAUGUCCCCGAACCAUGCCGUCCAAAUCGGACCCACUUUCACUCUAACUGUCUAUAUGCUCUUCGCGGGGCACAACCGGCCUCAAGAUGAAGAAGAGCUUCGCGAAACGACCUGGAAAGAAGUCAUUCACAAAGCUCGAGUCAAACUACGCCGUGUGCCUCUCGACCUCGUGACUGGCUCUGACAACAUCCCCUCUGCAGACAUCACGUCGCCGGUCAAACUUCCCUCCAUUGACAACAACAGACCCAGCAUCCGCGGCCCAACCCGUGCCGACGAAUACGCCUACCAACUCCUCAUUGUAGAAGACUUUGACGAUGACCGCGUGCACGACUUUUCCGACAUGCCACUCCGAUCACAACCUAGCCCUUUCGACGACGUGGCCCUGGCCGGCAUACGUGAGACCAUCCCCGUGCAUGAGAUCGGCAAGAUCUUCUACGCCGAUACGAGUAAAGUGUUGAACAUCGGAUCCGACGCAGAGAGCAAUCACCCGGUCUUGCUCUUGAAGCGAGAUUUGAACGCCGUGCCGCCAAGGAGAAUGGCGGAGAGGGACGACGCUACAGGGGCAUGGCGGGAUGGAGAAGAAGGGCAAGAAGAUAUCAUCACACUAGAAAACUAUCGGCAGCCUCAAGUCGGAGACGAUUACCGUCACGCACAUGCCCCCGCCCACGACGACACCGAUCCGUGGCGGCUCCCGCCCUCGCUUGACCCCGAGUGGAUCGCCUUCGAAGUCUACACCGAAUCCGAACCUAGCGACUCUGAGUCUGAAGGCGCGGGCGAGGGCGAGGCUGCGGGCGGGGGCGAAGACUCAACGCUCGAAGAUCUUCCACCCACCGACGAGGCAGCGUCUCAACUAACCUCCCAUCUCUCCUCUCUGCACUUGAACACCCCAACCCCCACCCUCAGCCCCACGCCCACAACCACACCCACUCCUUCGCAUGGUCACGGUCAGGAGCUUCGAAGUACCGCCCCACCGUGGGCCAACAAGAUCGUCACGUCGCUUUCCCUCCUCGAACUCCUCCUGAGGCUCACCUCGCUGCAGCAGUUCCAGCAGCAAUCCCACCUCUCCAUCACAGACGAGCUGCUCACGUUCUUCCUCGAAGAGAGCGCCAGCACGGGCGCCGGCGGCGACGAACGAUACAGACAGCACAUGCGCAUGGAAGCCCGGCGGCGCGUGGGCUGGGAUCCGUACAAUGAGAGUCCCGUCAAGAGGCGGGGUGAGGAGUAUCAGUAUCAGUAUCACGAUCAGAAUCGCAAUGGGGAUGAGCAUAACGACGCAUAUGAAGACCGGUCUAGCUACCGAGGUGGUGGGCACGGAUACGACAGUCCGGGGAGCAUGAAUGAUGGCGGACGCAGGGCCACCGCCGCCUUGGGAUGGAGCCCGACGAGUCCGAGGACCAGGGAUGGGGAGUCACGCGGAGACAGAGAUGGCGGGGAUCGGAUGCGCAUGACGCCGAAUCCCAUGACGCCGAUGAGUCCGAUGUCCAGUCCCUUGCCGUCACCCCCACCAGCGACACCGGCGGGGAAAGCAGGCCGGGCAGCGUGGCUGAGGAGGGACGGCGACGCGAGUAGAAAGGGGAGUCCGCUAAGGCCGGCGACUGCGUUGACGGAUGAAGGGAUUGGCACGAGUCCCGUGAGUGGAGCUGAUGGGAAGAGAUGA